CUUGGCGGAACGCACAGUCAGAGCGCGGUGUCUUCUUGCGUGGACUGACCCACAGAGGCACCUUUCCACGCUGAUAUUAACGCGCAGCUCCGUGGAUGGACUCUGAUCGAUCCGCUCCAAUGACAGGAGAUCAAUAAUCAGCUCUCUGCGUCUGAGCGCGCAGACUUUACGCAUCCUUGGAGCAACGGGACAGUCGGUCAAGCUGCUGCGUCCUCUUACGUGUUUACCUUCUGCGUGUCCUUCUCCGUGUUUCUUGGAGGCUUUUCUGGGCGCUGCUGUUUUUAAAAGACUGUUGGCUGCAGAGUUUGGAGCCGUGAACUGUCUCAGUCUGUCUGAGAGAGGCUCACAGGUUGCCAUGAAGACCUGAGGCGGGGCGGCCCUGCGUGCCCCUCUGCACACCCAAGAGCUGCAGACGCCGGUGUCGUGUGUGUGUGUGUAUCUGUGCGAACACACUGUGCUGCGUUUAGAGCCCUGCGGAAAGCCGACCAGCAUGCUGCAACCGUCCCUGUGCUUCCUGGGGGGGCUUUUGGGCCUGCUUCUGAUGGCUCCGGUUCUGAUGGCUCCCACGCCGCCCAGCAUGUGCACGCCGCUGAAGACGCUCAACGACAGCCUCAGCCACAGGCGGCGGUUCAUGAAGCACAACUUCCCCAUAAACUACUCCAUCCGAGUUCAUCACCAGGAGAUCUUUAAGCUGUCAAAUAUCAGUAAAAUGAAGUUAAAGGUGGAGGGCCUGGAUGAGCUGGUUCUUCAGAGGCUGUGGUUUCAAGUCAACCAAGGUGUCUUAAAAAAGAUCAUUCGGGUUUUACCGGAGAGACAUCCCUCACGUCCGUACACGGCGGAGCUGGAGAGGCGGUUCAGGGAUGCUGAAGGCGUCUUUGUUCACUCUCAUCCUGCUGAGGUGUUUCAGCAGGAGCUUCCAGAGACCGUCCAGGACAUUUGGGAUCAGUUAACAGAGGAGCCCGACAGGGUGCCGGAGUCCAGCUGGAGAUUGGCUUCUCCUAAAUCCCUGGUGGACAACCUGUGCCACACCAUGUACUGCCUUUUCUGGGACUGCUUUUCCAGCACAGAAGCUUCUCAGGACUGUGAGUUCUACACGGAAGAUCUUUAAAUCCUUCAUCAUCUUUCAGACUGUGAGGUCUCUCAUUCGAAGAAAGGCAGGAAGGCGUUGAGCCAGCAGGCAGAGAUGGAGGCCACGGCGUGAGGGUUUCCCUGCUGCUGCCUCUCAGAGACUCCAGCGAUUAUCAAUCCGUACCUUCAGGGCUCAAAGGAAAACCUAUUUCAACAAGUCAUUUCCAAACCUACCAUCUGGACACCUAAGUGAACACAUUGACACGGAGCCGCCUGGGAUUAAUCUGACUGUGUGGACUUCCCUUGUAACUGAAAAGUGGAUCAGCGCUGAGAGAAGCUUCAGGACUGUAGCCGGAUCUUUUUCUGGCGUGAAGUCAUCUCAGGCUGCUUCUGGUAACCCGUUUAUUGGAUGUGUUUGUUCUUUCACAUGUUAAUGAUGAUCAAUACAUUGGUUUCUGAGAUGGAUUCUUGGAGAAGGAGCUUCUCAGCCAGAAGCAAAGUGGAAGAGACAGACUGUGUACCAUAGCCAAGCACCCCAAUAUAUCACAUUAUUUAAAAACAAAUGUUCCACAGCUGUGCUACAGGCCUGGAUUGCAUAAUCAAAGCUGUAUGUUGGUUUUUUUAUUCUCUGUUCUCUGUAUUUAUCUGUUUUUUUAUGUGAGCAGAAAGGAGGAAGCAUGAACUUGAUCAACUGACGGCAUAUUUGCCUUCCUUCUCCUGAGCUCUGUGUUCAGUACAAACCUGGUUCAGUUGUUUUCUCCUGCGACUCUUUGUGGAAAAUGAUGAAAGAUGUUGAACCGGCAGCCGACUUUAGUUUGAGGUUCUGGAUGUUUGAAAGGAAUCUGGGGAGAAAUUAAACUUUUUUUAAAAAGACAUCGGUGUUCCCUAAAGUCUUUGGCUGACAGUCCUCAGCAAAGAGCUGAGAGCUGCAGUAGAGUUAGCAGCUGGUGAAGGCAAGGUGAUCUACAGGCGUUGGUCACUUCCUGAACAGGAAACCUCCUGCUUUAUCCAACGCUCUGAUGGAGAAUUAAGAAGUACCCAAACAUAGUUAGUGCAUCAUCUCAGGAAAUAUCCUGGACGUCCAAUGUUUAAAGCUAUAGAGGACAAUCUUUUAUUUCCUGGUAGAUCAUCUAAAUAAGUGGUCCUUCUAAUUGUCAAUCAUUCUGCUGAUAUGUUUAUGUCAGACCGUGCUACGUGCUCAUCCUGGUAGCUGUAUUUUCUUUGCAUGCGCACUUUUAGGCGUAUAUCUGUGGUGAGCUACGGUUUCAGAAAGUCAUUGAAGCUCACCUUUCUCACUGCGGUUCUUUGAAAAUGGCGGAGGGUCGUAAGAGAAAAAGUGUCUAUGAAGUGUAAGGGAAGAAGAGGCAGAUUUAUCCCAGAAUGCUUUGAACACAGAGCUCUCUUUACAGCGGCCCAUCGUCAAUGUAGGGUGCGCUACCUGACAGCAGCGACUAAUAACAAAGAUUUUGCAGGCACUGUGCAGCGGAGGAGGAAUUACGUGACCAACGGACUAAAAAGUAGUGAUCAUCCAUCUGAGCGGUCAGUUGUCAUAUAGUCCCCGUUCUAUAUAGUCAUUGAGGGAUUUAGGGGUUAGGGCAGAUGUUCGGGCACAGAAAGCUUGUAUGCGUGCACAGAGCGUGCACAAGGAGAGAUGGGCUCGUGCUUGUGUUUCGUUCCAUCUUUGAAUCUGAGAAAUGAAAACCAGAGAAGAAGAAGCUGUUAGGCUAAUGCUGUUAGGAGACGCCUGACUUUGGCUGUGUCCGGAUGUCCGUCCUAAUCAUUAUAUAGGGUAAUAUAUAGUGGUUACGCCAUUGGUAAUUGAGUGUCCGAACAUCUAGUGGAUGAAAAAGUAGUGGAGUCAAAAUUUCAAUGCAUCUUAAAAAGUAGUGAUCAUCCAUUUGUCUUACUAUCUCUGUUUGGCCAGAACCCUUUAACGUUGACGUUGGCAUGGUGACCACAUAUACAUAUUUUUGUUUUGGAUCAGUCAAAAUUUAUAAAACAGUUAUUUAGAAAAAAAAACAUUUUCUUAGCAGAAUGUAUAGCUUUUCUCAGACGUUCUGUGCAUGUUUCUAAAUAAACGUUUUGAUGGAAAAGUUGGAGCUAUAACCUUUAAAUAGAGUGGAGACCAUCUCCAUGGAAACAACUUUUAAAGACAUUUUGCAGCAGCGGUCUUCAGUCAGGAUUUCAGUCAUAUAAACUUACCAUUAAACCUGAAUAUAUUAUCUUUAAAAUCAGAGCAGUUUGUUUGAUUUCAUUUUUUAAAAAGCGCAGAAAGCCAUAAGGAAGCAGCGAAGUGCUGAACUGAUGGUUUAUUCCUUCUCUUAUGAUGCUGAUGAAUUAAGGAACGCCGCUUCGCUGCUCCAAAGGUCAGAACAGACGCCACAGAGCGACGCUGUCCUGGACGUUGCUCUUUAGUAACGUGAUUUCCACUUUAACUGUUUAGUUUGUACCUCAGGGAAUAAAUAAAACUUUACUUUAAUGAAGCAGCUUCUUCCUCUGCCGGCCUGUAUGACAGUGAACAGAGGAUUUAAUAAACCAUAUGUUUGCUCACAAAGCUCCACCUCUGGUUCUGUGACCUUCUGCUCUUGGUGCAGCUUCCCAUCCAGAACCUCCUCGGUGAAACCGCUGCAUUAAAUCCUCGACUUUUUCCUGCUAAAUGCCCCUUUAUUCGUCCCACUGUUGGAUGGGACGUCCUGUUUUGGUCCAUCAAGCAUCUGUUAGCGCUGAUCCGAACAUUUGUCCAGCUAGUUACGGACAUUUGUUCCGCUAGUUACGGACAUUUGUCCAGCUAGUU
Molecule: messenger RNA, 3862 nt
Organism: Cyprinodon variegatus (sheepshead minnow)
Lineage: Eukaryota; Metazoa; Chordata; Actinopteri; Cyprinodontiformes; Cyprinodontidae
Gene: il34
Product: interleukin 34
Exons: 8
Coding region: 491-1108 (205 amino acids)
Biological process (GO): positive regulation of macrophage differentiation; positive regulation of monocyte differentiation; positive regulation of protein phosphorylation
Molecular function (GO): cytokine activity; macrophage colony-stimulating factor receptor binding
Source: RefSeq, a predicted model, not a curated record